AUGUCCGAAACGAAUUUAUCUUUUUCAUCAACAAACCAGUCUGGGUCUGGUAUAAGAAGAAGAGAUAAUAGAUGUUGGUGUGAGCUUGAGUCACCGUUGAUGACGUCAUGGACAUACGAUAAUUCCGGAAGAAGAUUUCAUGGGUGUGGUAAUUUUAAGGUGAUGAGAAAAAAAGGAUGUAAUUACUUUCAGUGGGUUGAUGAAGACAUGAGCAGUCGUGCUAAAGAUGUGAUAAGAUCUUUGAAAGACAAGAAUGAGGAGCUCAUGGAUGUGAUUAAGGACAUCAAGAAAAAUGAAGAUUUGUUGAAGAUGAAAAUUAGGUUUAUGUAUUAUUUUGUGGGGUUGUCUUUGAUGGUUGUCUUUUUAAUUGUGUUUGCAUUAGUUGCAACACAUGUACUCAAAUGA
Messenger RNA from Lathyrus sativus (Indian pea), 405 nucleotides. The record is from the annotation of a GenBank genome assembly. NCBI's taxonomy places the organism in Eukaryota, Viridiplantae, Streptophyta, Magnoliopsida, Fabales, Fabaceae.